Pelodiscus sinensis (Chinese soft-shelled turtle) is the source of this 2077-nucleotide messenger RNA. The record is from RefSeq and is a predicted model, not a curated record. Lineage: Eukaryota; Metazoa; Chordata; Testudines; Trionychidae.
AUGGCCUUAACUUUUGGAGGCAGGAACACCAAACAGCCUGUAAUUUACAAUCGGUACAUAUGUACCAAUCAUGAAGAGCAGGGGGAUAGAAGGGCUUCCCUCACUCCGGCGCACCCCAGGGGAGCUGCCUGCCUGACUCUGUCAGUCGUUGUCUCUUCCUCAGAAGAUCAAGUGGCCCGUGAGACGGAGGAGGUGUUCCAGAGCUAUGCCUUCCACCGCUACCAGCAAGAGAGGGAAGCGGGCGGAGAGGAGGUGCCGAUGGACCCCGAGAUCGCAGAGAUCCAGCAGGAGACGGGCAGCACCAGCAGCCAGGUGGGCAGACGCCUGGCCCUCAUCGGAGAUGACAUCAACAUGCGGUAUGACGCAGAGUUCCGGAACAUGCUGAAGACCUUGCAGCCCACAAAGGACAACGCCUACGAGUACUUUACCAAGAUAGCCUCCAGCUUGUUUGACAGCGGCAUUAACUGGGGCAGGGUGAUUGCGCUGCUGGGGUUCGGUUACCGGAUGGCAAUCCAUGUAUACCAGCACGGGAUGACCGGCUUCCUCCGGAGCAUUGCCCGCUACGUGGCAGAUUUCGUGCUCCGCAAUCGCAUUGCCCAGUGGAUUGCCCAGCAGGGAGGAUGGGUGGCAGCAUUGGACUUGGAUAAUGUUUAUGUGAAGUACAUGAUGGUGGUGCUGGUCGUGGUCCUGCUGGGUCAGUUGGUGGUACGGCGCUUUUUCAGCUCGUGACUGGCGUGGAGGCCGAGGCCGGCGAUUCGGCCAAACUCUCUCUCAGCACUCUGCAAUAAAGACAUCUCCCGUGAGAGAGAGGCUCAGGGAACAAGCAAGGGAGAGCAGUAUGGAAAGGACAACUCCUCUGCUGAGACCACGCCAUCCGUGGAGCGACUGUGGAGUGCCGGCCAAGAACUACACGGAGAGGCGUUAAUGAGGGGUCUUGGGGGGUAGGGAGGAAUUGAUUAUCUCAUCCAGAGGUUGAAUACAGCAGUAAGGAACAUGGGCGUGAUGGCAUUCCCAGCAAUGGGGCGAGGGUUGCAGGUUCCUCCUGUGUACUCAGACUGGAGAAGCCCCCUUAGAGGAACAAACAUUGUUCAAAUAAUGCGCAGAGAGUUCCAUCCUCUAAUGGAUUUUAGCCCCGAUUUCACCUGCCUUCAUAUAACAGGAGUUCAGCCACAGCUGGUGCAGUCUCUGCUUGUCGGUCAUUGGAGGGGGUCAGCCAAUGCUGGAGAGUGUGUGGCAGGUUGGCUUUUACCUUCCCUUGCUCCCAGCCUACUAAACCCAGAUUUGUAGCUUCCCCGAUUGCUCGUAAAAGGCAUCCCUGGCCACCACUCAGCAAACACAGUUUGACACGUGACAAUCAGGACUAGACAUUCAGUUGCCUCCAGACAUGACAAACCGAUCCUGUUGGAGAUCUGCUUCCCAAAAGGAACAUCCCAGACACCUAACCAGAGCUGCAUCCUAGGACUGUGGUCACCAGCCCAUCCUAGGGGUAUGCAGAAGCCUGAACUUCCAGGUAGCAGCAGGUAUAUAAAGGAACAGCUGGUUUUCAAACACUAAAAUACCAUGGGGUGAAUCGGGAGUGAAUGUCUUUGGUUGCGAUCCAUCAUCCCACAUCUGCACUGUUUGGUUUACAGGUGAUGGGCUUCAUCCAAACACAUACCUUGCUGUGGACAAUCUCUCUCACUCACCGCCUGUAUUUCUGUUGCUGUCAUUCGGAGAGCUCUGAAGUCCCCAGAGCGGUGAGGGAGGGAGUGUCUAAGUCUGGAUCUGACCCUUGAUGGUUGGGUCCAUCUGUGCUUCCCACUUCAGGUUAUUGUGUAAAGCUUGUAAACUGUGACUGGAUUUAAGCUGUGUCCAUGUGGGCCUCACACUGGGUCUAGACCCAAUUCCUGCCCACCCUGAUUCUAGCACUGUUUGGCCAACCUGUGGGGAAGAAGCCAAACUGUGUUCUGAUCUAAAGAAAGCUGGAGAGCCAGAUCCUUGGAUAAUAAAUGGCUUUCAGUGCUGUGAAGCUGAAGACCUUGCUCCUGUCUAAAGGCUAGUAUAAGGGACCAAGGCUACUUAAUUUUGUCCUAAAGAC